AUGCUGCUCAAUCUUCAGGUCGCUGCUAGCGCUUUGUCGCUUUCUCUUUUAGGUGGAUUGGCUGAGGCUGCUACGCCAUAUACCCUUCCGGACUGUACCAAAGGACCUUUGAGCAAGAAUGGAAUUUGCGAUACUUCGUUAUCUCCAGCUAAAAGAGCGGCUGCUCUAGUUGCUGCUCUGACGCCUGAAGAGAAGGUGGGCAAUCUGGUCAGCAAUGCAACUGGUGCACCACGAAUCGGACUUCCAAGGUACAACUGGUGGAACGAAGCCCUUCAUGGUCUCGCUGGAUCUCCAGGUGGUCGCUUUGCCGACACUCCUCCCUACGACGCGGCCACAUCAUUUCCCAUGCCUCUUCUCAUGGCCGCUGCUUUCGACGAUGAUCUGAUUCACGAUAUCGGCAACGUCGUCGGCACCGAAGCGCGUGCGUUCACUAACGGCGGUUGGCGCGGAGUCGACUUCUGGACACCCAACGUCAACCCUUUUAAAGAUCCUCGCUGGGGUCGUGGCUCCGAAACUCCAGGUGAAGAUGCCCUUCAUGUCAGCCGGUAUGCUCGCUACAUCGUCAGGGGUCUCGAAGGCGAUAAGGAGCAACGACGUAUUGUUGCUACCUGCAAGCACUAUGCUGGAAACGACUUUGAGGACUGGGGAGGCUUCACGCGUCACGACUUUGAUGCCAAGAUUACUCCUCAGGACUUGGCUGAGUACUACGUCAGGCCCUUCCAGGAGUGCACCCGUGAUGCAAAGGUUGGUUCCAUCAUGUGCGCCUACAACGCCGUGAACGGCAUUCCCGCAUGCGCGAACUCGUAUCUGCAGGAGACGAUCCUCAGAGGGCACUGGAACUGGACGCGCGAUAACAACUGGAUCACUAGUGAUUGUGGCGCCAUGCAGGAUAUCUGGCAGAAUCACAAGUAUGUCAAGACCAACGCUGAAGGUGCCCAGGUAGCUUUUGAGAACGGCAUGGAUUCAAGCUGUGAGUAUACUACUACCAGCGAUGUCUCCGAUUCGUACAAGCAAGGCCUCUUGACUGAGAAGCUCAUGGAUCGUUCGUUGAAGCGCCUUUUCGAAGGGCUUGUUCAUACUGGUUUCUUUGACGGUGCCAAAGCGCAAUGGAACUCGCUCAGUUUUGCGGAUGUCAACACCAAGGAAGCUCAGGAUCUUGCACUCAGAUCUGCUGUGGAGGGUGCUGUUCUUCUUAAGAAUGACGGCACUUUGCCUCUGAAGCUCAAGAAGAGGGAUAGUGUUGCAAUGAUCGGAUUCUGGGCCAACGAUACUUCCAAGCUGCAGGGUGGUUACAGUGGACGUGCUCCGUUCCUCCACAGCCCGCUUUACGCAGCUGAGAAGCUUGGUCUUGACACAAACGUGGCUUGGGGCCCGACACUGCAGAACAGUUCGUCUCACGACAACUGGACUACCAAUGCUGUUGCUGCGGCGAAGAAGUCUGAUUACAUUCUCUACUUUGGUGGUCUUGAUGCUUCAGCUGCUGGCGAAGAUAGAGACCGUGAGAACCUUGACUGGCCUGAGAGCCAGCUGACCCUUCUUCAGAAACUCUCUAGUCUCGGCAAGCCACUGGUUGUUAUCCAGCUUGGCGAUCAGGUUGACGACACUGCUCUUUUGAAGAACAAGAAGAUUAACAGUAUUCUUUGGGUCAAUUACCCUGGUCAGGAUGGCGGCACUGCAGUCAUGGACCUGCUCACUGGACGAAAGAGUCCUGCUGGCCGACUACCCGUCACGCAAUAUCCCAGUAAAUACACUGAGCAGAUUGGCAUGACUGACAUGGACCUCAGACCUACCAAGUCGUUGCCAGGGAGAACUUAUCGCUGGUACUCAACUCCAGUUCUUCCCUACGGCUUUGGCCUCCACUACACCAAGUUCCAAGCCAAGUUCAAGUCCAACAAGUUGACCUUUGACAUCCAGAAGCUUCUCAAGGGCUGCAGUGCUCAAUACUCCGAUACUUGCGCGCUGCCCCCCAUCCAAGUUAGUGUCAAGAACACCGGCCGCAUUACCUCCGACUUUGUCUCUCUGGUCUUUAUCAAGAGUGAAGUUGGACCUAAGCCUUACCCUCUCAAGACCCUUGCGGCUUAUGGUCGCUUGCAUGAUGUCGCGCCUUCAUCGACGAAGGAUAUCUCACUGGAGUGGACGUUGGAUAACAUUGCGCGACGGGGAGAGAAUGGUGAUUUGGUUGUUUAUCCUGGGACUUACACUCUGUUGCUGGAUGAGCCUACGCAAGCGAAGGUCCAGGUUACGUUGACUGGAAAGAAGGCUACUCUGGACAAGUGGCCUCAAGACCCCAAGUCUGCUUAA
Messenger RNA from Fusarium musae, 2301 nucleotides. RefSeq lists its product as uncharacterized. The record is from RefSeq and is a predicted model, not a curated record. The transcript is spliced from 2 exons. The coding region runs from base 1 to 2301 and encodes 766 amino acids. Gene Ontology annotation, biological process: xylan catabolic process; arabinan catabolic process. NCBI's taxonomy places the organism in Eukaryota, Fungi, Ascomycota, Sordariomycetes, Hypocreales, Nectriaceae. Gene Ontology annotation, cellular component: plant-type cell wall. Gene Ontology annotation, molecular function: xylan 1,4-beta-xylosidase activity; alpha-L-arabinofuranosidase activity.